GAGGUCAAGUUUUCAGUUUUUCUCUGGAAUUUCUUCCACGCAAUAAAUAACUCCAGAUUUCCCAUCUUCGGUACUAUUUCAAUUCUUCCCACUCCAAGUGGUCUUUUCAACACAGGUGCGGUGCGUGACAAAGCAUUAAGUAAAUGCGGCAAACAACCCGAGCCACCAGAUUCGACGUCUCUUUUAGGUCCAAACCGUGCCAAAUCUGAUCCUAUCGCCAAUUGCUCAACAAGAUUGAAUGGUACCAUGGCAACUUUCAACCAUUCUGCAUCCAAGAUGCUGGGUUCUCCCAGCGAAGUUAAUUCUGCAAAGAACAACAAUCAAGAGAAUAUCGCCUCGACUGUCAGGCCAUUGAGUGCUAACAGCCCAGCCACUAAUCGAACUCCUCUAGCAAAAUUAGCACCACCUGUGACGAACACCACAACAUUCGCAUCUCCUGCAAGGCCAGUUUCUGCUAUGCCAGCGAGGUCUCUCUUAUUUGGCUCCAACACAGUCGGUCCCGGCUUCGAACCUUUUAGAUCUUGUGCAGUCAGCAAUACUACUAGCCCUCAAGCAGUUCAAGCUUCUGAGCCUCCAUUCACUAAGGCUUCACAUCAAAUCCAAAGCGACACAGUUAAUCCGCACCCCCAGAAACGCGCCAAGAUCACACAUAACAUCGCCGCUCAACUGCCCGCCAGUGAGUUCACAAACAGACUCGAUUUGUUUCGCGGUCCUGAAGUUCUGGUCACCGCUGGCAUCCAGCUGGGAGUCAAAAACUAUCUCAUACCUAAAGCAUUACUUGUUCAGGCUUCACCAUACUUCCAGAAUGCCAUCACAGCUGAAACUUUGGGUCAAAUUACACGAGAAACUCUCAAAAUCGAUUGUUCAAUCGUAGCCUUUGAUUUCGUUGUUCAAUAUCUUUACACUGGUGCUUUUGUCCGCUCUGAUAUUGCUGGUUUUAGUUCUGGGUCGCAACAAGUUACAAAUCUUAUCGAUUUCUACGAGUUGGCAGAGAAACUUGGUCUUGAUAUCUCGGAUAUGAUCUUGGAUAAUAUCAAAGAGCUGCUUAUGAUGGAUCGUCUCUAUCUCCAGGCAGGCCACAUUUGCAAAGUUGCCAAUUUUCCAGACGGCCAAAAACUUCUAAUGUUGUUUGCGCGCUCAUGCAUUCAAACAUACCUUCAGUCUGUCAAUCCUAUUCAUGGGAAGGCUUGGACAUUCCGUUUUCAAAAAGAGCUCGACACAUUGGAUGGAUUUGCCGCGAAUCUCAUGCGUGUGUAUCGAGAAGUGGCAGACCAACGUACACCUUGCAUGUUCACCGAGUCGUGUGAUCUUCUCAAUGGCAAGAAAUUCUCUUAUUGAGCGAGAUUGAGGGAUAAGAAUGAUAGUACUGGCCAUACCGUGUAACUUAUAACAUAGGGGCUUUUUUGUUACAUUAACAAACUCUGAGCUUUCUGACUUGCAGUGAAGCAACGGAAGAAUUAAGGUAUGAAUCAUGUGGCAUAUCAUAUUACAUAUGAUACGCAGUAGGAAGAAUUCUCGUACGACACUGAAUUAAAAAUGAAAAGAACCUUGUUGGCCAGAUUAUUCUUUGAUACUGCCACAUAGAAUUAGCGUGAAAUAUAUAACCUUGAAAAACCA
Molecule: messenger RNA, 1617 nt
Organism: Botrytis cinerea B05.10
Lineage: Eukaryota; Fungi; Ascomycota; Leotiomycetes; Helotiales; Sclerotiniaceae
Exons: 3
Coding region: 247-1338 (363 amino acids)
Molecular function (GO): protein binding
Source: RefSeq, a predicted model, not a curated record